AUGUCGCUCUCCGUGUCGGAACCGCUUGAGCUGCAGGGGCAGCGGGACACGGUGGUGGGGAUGCGCCGCGAGUGGAACUUCUCCCUUACCUUUGUUCACCAGGCAGCGCGGGUAGUCAUGCAGCUCUCACCACAGUGGGAGACCACAUUUAUUGACCCACGCGAUUUUAAGCAGCUCAAUCGGCUUGACCGUGACGUGAAGCACUGCCCCAUGAUGCCAGCGCUGCAGUACACCGAUCUCAGUGCCGUCAUGACGCCGAACAACGAGCUCUGGAGGGAGAUCCCAAAGCGGGUAUCCAUCAUGUACUCUCACAUUCCCCCAGAUAUGACAUUGGCGGCGUACUGCAUCCGGAGCGUGCAGCACGUGCUGUCCGACCCCCGCGUCGUCUCCGUUGACGGCUCCACUGACCUGCUACAUCUGCGCGUGGGUGACAAACUUCGUUGCCCGUAUCGGCUUGGUGGCCAACGCAGUUUCCAAUUCCGCUACCACGUCUCCGUAAAGUCGCAGCUGAUAAAGGAUAUGGUGUACGCGAUUGGCACGAUCAUCAACCAGCGUGGCUACCUUUGCACCGUGCAGUGCUCAGAGGAGGAGCUGGAGGGGUACGUGGCGAAGAACUUCCUGCCGCAGUACACCAGCCCGGACAAGUUUGCCGUAGACCAGGACGUGGAGUACGAGGAGAUGUCAUCAACGGUGCUGAAGGAGCAGCAGGAGCUCUUCGGGGAGCUGCGCUACUUUGAUGCCGAUGCCUCCGUGGCCUUCUCCAUCCCCAUGCACCCCAUGCGGAUACGCCCAGAUUUUUCUCCAACGCAGACGGUUGGCGUGGGCUCCGUCGCCUGCAUGACUCUGGAGCUCGACGUGCACCAGAAACUCAUCGACGACUUUGCGGAGGCGGAGAUCACGGGGAUGCCAAAGUACAAGAAUAACCAGGUGAUCCUCUUCCUUGAUGUGGAGGAUGUCGCCCGCAUGGGGUACCCACGCAUCAUGUCAACAGAACAGUACAGCCACCUCAAGACUAAGCGGCUGCUGGACAUUUUCGCUGACGCCAGGCUCGUGGGGGCGCCCGUCACGAAUCACAUGGGAAUUCGUACAGGCCGUAGCCGAACAGUGACAUUCACCUACGAGCCGUUGAACGCCGUCGUGAAGGUCAUGACUGUCUCCACUAUUGUGGGCAGCCUCGGAGUCUCGGCCGUCUUUCUGACGAAGCUAGGCGGCGGCCUCUUCGACGCUCACCUCUACUUGUACCAGCAGUUUCUUGAGGGCAUCAAGUUCUGCGAGCGCACUGCCGCGAAGACGCUCUUUAGCCGCUUCCGCACUGUGAACGUCCGCCUGCUGGAGCAGAGCCUGCCAUGCGCGUACUCCGACGCCUCGGCAGAGGAGCGGCAGGCGAUGGAGCAGCACCUCAAGUUUCUGCGUGAGUCAAACGACGGCCGGGUCGAGGGGGGCGUCGUGAUUCAGGUGCCACCGGAGGAGGGCGGGUUGGAGAAACGUCACCGCCAGCACAAACGCAGUGUCUCUCCGCACUUCCGCAGGCGGUUAGUGUCUAUGCACUCAACCGUGAACGACAGUGUGAGUGGGCAUCACUCGGCGGGAUCAAACAGCAGUCAGAUGGUGGUCUUUCGUAGCAGCGAGAGCUGUGGUGAGCUCAAGUUCAGUGACGCCCUCUACGAGGAGGACGAGGAGACGUCCAAUGACGAGGAAGGACCGCUCUUCUCGACCCUUGAGCUGUCUUUUCACAGCGGCUCGGAGAUCAGCGUGACCGGCAUCGUCCAUCUGCGCGGGAUAGCGCAGGAGGACUCCUUCAUGGACGGGGAUGAGGGUAGUGCCCCUCUGCCACACAGCGUCGUCGUCUUACCGAGUGACGGUGUUGAGGUUAGGGGUGAGCGGUCGGCAGCGACGUCGCUCGCACCGGCUCCAACACACCGUUCCCAAGAGCUCGUUACUCCGAUACUCGCGGAAGUGGUGGAUGGUGAGACACUGUGCCCGUCGUCGGAAAUGACGGCGGAGCGACAGGCCGCGUUGCACUUCAGCACCGCCUCCGCUCCCCAAGACGGCGCAGAGAGCGGCAUCGCGGAGGCGUCCCAGGGGACCCUGAAUCAGCACCAGCAGGAGGAGAGAGAUGAGGAGCAGCGGCACCAGCAGCAGCUUCGCGAGGUGCUCAAGGACAACGAGGCGGACAUGUACUUUGGACCCUCUUUGCAUGACAUCUACGUGCGUUGCUGCGACAUGCAGCGGUGCAAGCCGAACAGCUACUUGCUGAAGAAGCUGCCAACCGACCCGCGUUUCACCAACGGCGUAUGCGAGUUAGACCUCAGUUCCAACUAUCUGGGUCGAAAUGGGUUUGUCGCGCUACUGAGUCUUAUGGAGCACCUUCCACGGCUGCAGGUGGUGUACUUCAACGACAUGUCACUUGACAACGUGGAUGCCGAGAAUCUCUGUGAGAUGCUCGCCGGCAACAAUAGCGUGCAGGAGGUGUACCUUCGCAACAACAGCAAGAUCACACUCCCUGCAACGCGCCACUUCACACAGCUGCUGCGGGGGAAUCCCAACAUUACGGUGCUAGAGCUUGAGGGGACACGGCUGGGACACACUGUCAUUAAGAAGUUAGGGGAGGAUGCGAAGAAAAACGCCGUUAAGCGUAAUGUGGAUCAGGAAUGA
Messenger RNA from Trypanosoma rangeli, 2655 nucleotides. RefSeq lists its product as uncharacterized. Gene Ontology annotation, molecular function: small GTPase binding; GTPase activator activity. Lineage: Eukaryota; Euglenozoa; Kinetoplastea; Trypanosomatida; Trypanosomatidae. The record is from RefSeq and is a predicted model, not a curated record. Gene Ontology annotation, cellular component: nucleus; perinuclear region of cytoplasm; cytosol. The transcript has a single exon. Gene Ontology annotation, biological process: activation of GTPase activity; nucleocytoplasmic transport. The coding region runs from base 1 to 2655 and encodes 884 amino acids.